Molecule: messenger RNA, 3651 nt
Organism: Varroa destructor (honeybee mite)
Lineage: Eukaryota; Metazoa; Arthropoda; Arachnida; Mesostigmata; Varroidae
Product: MFS-type transporter SLC18B1-like
Biological process (GO): transmembrane transport
Molecular function (GO): transmembrane transporter activity
Source: RefSeq, a predicted model, not a curated record
CUUUUUUAUACAGUAUGAUCUGCUUCUUCCCUUUUCAAAUAUGAAAUUCUGCAAUUUUAGUGAGUGCAAAUUUAGGAGAGCAAAUUUAGUACAUCAUAGCCUUCAGCCAGCUGCUAGAAUUCGCUUACUCUACACGAGGUAAAGCAAUGAGUAGCGAAGUUCUAGUUGACCCGAUACGCGAUGCAGUACUACAGUUCUCGACCGCGACAGAAGAUCAGCUGGUUACUAAUAACGAUAGUCGCCGUCACCACGAUCAACAUCUGUCGAUUGAAAAUGUAUCACCCGGACAAUGUUUCCAUCCCUCGCGAAGUAAGGCGUCAACACGUAGCGCGGCCAUCAUUAUGUCGGACGGCUCAUACAGACACUGAUGGUGACCGCUGUAAUAUUAUCAAGCUGAGUUCUUUCCCUUUCUCGCAUGUUUGCUACACUCGUAUUACUGCACCGCAGAACGGAGAAAUCAAUGUAGCCACGCAACGAACUAUCCAGCCAUGACGCUGAGACCGGUUUCAACGGUCUUAUUUUACGGGUUGACAAAUCUGCGAUAGCGGUAACUGCCAUUGCGUGGGAAGCCAGCUCAGAGGCUUGCAAGUGUCAACGAAUUUCUACAGCCGACUUCUGUGCUACCAACUAUUAAGGUUCUUCGAUGUACGAUCGUCUGAGCAAAUGGCUCUAUAGUCGACGCCUGGAUUCUCUAAGCCAGCCUAAUGAGGCUAUCUAAACGCGGAUGCGCCCGUCGACGUAUUAGAUAGAAACUAAACGUCAAGGCUACCAGAAACAAAUACACUAAGGAUGUUCUUGAGAACCCACAGAUUUAUUGACGGACUGGGGUGCAACAAAGACGAGAAUAGUAAGGCGUUUAUGGUCCUGUCUAAGUAAUAUUUACGUGUUAUGCUCUUAAUGUUUACACUAUUAGCUCUUACUGUGGGCUAUGUGUGUGUAAAAUGGCUAAGGAAAAGCUUGGCCCAAACGUUUCUAUGACAGAAUUUACUUACAUGGAAACAACUUCUAUGAAGAACUAACAACGGCACACGUUUGCGAACGCACGAUCUUGAAUAAGUGACGUGUACUCGGAACACGCAGGAUCUGUUGGUUUCAGUAAGUGCACGACUCCACAAGGAUGCAGGAGGCCAGCAUAAAUAACGUUACUGGUGAAAUCUUUUUUUUUUUCAUUAAAUUUUCACGACGGAAAAAUAAUUUGAAACGAAUGUUGGCCGUUCUACACAUUACAGAUCAUUCCUACAAUACGUUCUGAGAAAAUCGUCUCCAAAUGGAAAGCGUUCGAAAAUCGUGCAUCAAGGAGAUUCGUUUAUAUAAUAAGCACAUACACCAUAACCCUGGUUAUAUGUGAGCGUGCUUGGGAUAAUCGGAGGAGUGCGAAGCUAUCUGAAUCUUGGCGAAGACGCACCUUUCUUCCUCCGUAAAAAUCCGGGGAAUCAGGGAUGCAAGUUAUAUAGUCGUAAUUCCUUCCCCUGUUUGACCCCUCUAGAUUGCCUCUAUUGAGCACCCUACCAUAAUAGGGCUUUAAGAAAGGCCAGACAAACGGUGUCGAAACCUUGUGCAGGAACAACAGCUGAGCUGUGGAUUUGUUUUGUCAUUAAGUAUUAAGCAAUCAUGCUUAUAAGCAUAGGGUAGCGAUAACGCAAGUGUGUCAGCAAGAGAGCAUCAUUUACUAAUUAAAUAUCAGCGGAAGUAUAUUGCAUCUUGGUAGAGACACCCUCAUAUAUCCGCCCGAUAAAGGAUUAUCGUAAACCGAUGUGCUGGACGAGUUCAUCAUCUAUAAUCCGUUUAGCUACACCCUGAUUAGAACGGUACAUCAUUGGAACUCUGCUAUUUAGCCACACGCGUAUUUGAGCUUUGGUUAGUUGUGAUUAGCCCCGAAGCGUCUAUCAAUCAUGUGUUUCGGUUUUGUCGAAGGAGUGUAAUAUGGCGUUCUUCGUAUCUGUGAAAUCGACAACGGUCUCACCUGAGAGAAGCUUCCUCACAAACAGUGUUCGAAAUCGGCUCGAUCGGUGUCCCAUACAUGAACGCCUAGACGCGUAAUCUAGUGCUGUUGCUUACUUUUUCUAAUUGCAAGUCAGGCACAGAAGCAGUCCCUCGUCAGAUCAACCGCAUUUAUUGAACAAAUCAAACAGUUUGAAGACACUCGUUAGUAGCAACAAGUCUAGUCAGUAGACUUUAUUUAUGUAUACAUGAAACAUUGUCACAUUUUCAUGUACGCGAUUCAACUUCAGGCUAAAUUUGAGUCAUGAAGGGUCGAGUGAUUACCGAGGUCGGUCUCCUGACAACUGCCAGUUUUAUUCAGGGUGCUGGAUUUUCACUUAUUGCACCGUUCUACCCUAACGAAGCAUUUGAAAGGGAGAAUACACCGACGCAUGUUGGCAUCGUGAUGGGUGUCUAUCAGCUAGUGAUGUUCGUGUCAUCUCCGCUAUUUGGCUGGGCUCUUUCUCACCAGCGAAUUCAACCUCGCUCACUUCUAUGGAUUGGGCUGUUGAUGGAUGGAUUUUUUAGUGCUGCAUUUGGCUUUGUUGUGUUUCUUCGUCAAUCGUUUAUCUUUUUCGGAACUUCACUUGUCUUACGUACCAUGCAAUCGCUUGGUAAUUCGGCAUCAAUGACGUGCUACUUCACCCUUCUCGGUGCUGACUUUCCUUCCCUACUUGGUCAACUCAUUCCUGUGAUAGAAGCUGCAUUUAGCGCCGGCCUGAUCGCUGGCCCAUUCUUUGGAGGACUUUUAUUCCAUUAUCUCGGAUUCUGCGCGACGUUCCUGAUUUUUGGCGGAAGUCUCGCGCUGCUAGGGAUCAUGUGUCGAUAUUUGUUUCCUACUUCAUCUAAUUCUGGGAGCUGGAAAAACCUCAGUCUUUGGAUAAUCCUCCAGAAGCCUCGAGUGACCGGAAACUCUUUGCUUUUUUUCAUUGGACUUAUGAUGAUUGGCUUUAAUGAUGCCACACUGUCUGUACAUCUACAACAGUUUAAUCUGUCACCAGCGUGGAUGGGAAUAAUGUUCAUCCCAUGCGCAUUAACCCAGAGUAUAUUUUCACCGCUCUGGGGCCUACUGGCUUCAUCCCUGGAAAGGCCUCGUUUGGUCUGCGUUGCAGGGACGUUCUUCUGCGCGGUCGCAUUUUCGGUUUCUGGUCUUUCAUCGUUUUAUUACGAGACUAUGUUUAGCUCAUCGAUAGUGCCUACAAUUAUCGCGCAGUUUUUUUUAGGCGUGGGCGUUGGCGCUAUAUACAUACCGGCCUUUCUAGAUGCUCUUCGCUAUUGCCUCACAAAAUUGCAUUAUCCGGACGACGUCGGAACUUACGGCUUGCUCUCGGGUCUCCUAACAUGUGCUCUUUGUUUAGGUUCGUCGAUAGGUUCGGCGGCCGGUGGGGUGCUACUUGAUCACUACACAUACUCAAUAGCAUGUCAGUUUAUGCUCGUCAUCGUCGUGGCAACAAUGGCAGUUCUCAUCGCUACGCCUGGAUCUCCUCUACCAACUAUAACCCCAGAGAGAGAAACUGACAUUCUUAUUAAGUCUGUUUCAUGAGUUUUCGCAAAAAAAAUCAUAUGAUAUUAUUAAUCAAUUUAUAAUGUUACUAAAAAGGAUAUAUUGCCUUCACUGUGACUAGUAGGGUUGAGUUUAUAAUGAAUUUUUAAAAUAAACAUAAAUGGUGA